AUUGACCUGGACUUGAAGAGGAACCAGAAUCGAGAGGCUCUGCGUGUGUUACGAAACAGCAUAAAUCAAUCCGGUAACGUGAUGGUCUGCUUUGGAAACAUGUUUAUCAAACUCCCCAAGAGCAGAACCAAGGACAUGAUUCAGAAAGACCAGGAGCAGUUGGAUAAAGAAAUACAACAGCUGCGUAACCAGCUCAGGACAAAAGUGAAUAAUUUAAACGAAGCUCAAGGAAAACCUGAGCUCAAAGGGUUCGAUCUUUCCCCUCUGACCCCGGAUGAAAUUCGGGCCAUUGGAAAGACGAUGAAUAGUUAAGAGCUAUGCUUCACUUUUAAAUUAUCCUCGAAGAAACCUGGCUGAUGUUGCCGUGAUUUGAUGAUUCGCAAUCAUUUGGAUUCCAGGGCUCACCUUGGUAAAAUAUAAUGGAAUCUUUGGAGUCACUCAAUCUAAAGAGAUCUCUGAUGUGGCCUGACCACUGAAAAACACUGCUUCAGAGGAACACGGUGCUGAUUUGUGCCAAAUGCAGUGCUGUGUGGUAUGGACGGAGAGGCACUCGUUCUUGAAUAUUGAAUACUCUGUAUUGCUUAAAUAUUGAGGCUCGAGGGUCUUCUGGCAUUAAUGUGGAUUCGGAAAUCGAUUCCCUAUGGACAUCUGUCUUAUUUGCCUAACCUUGCUCAGCAGUUUGUAUAAUAAACCUCACGUAUCAGUUAAGACCAUUCAUUUAUUAUGACUUAUGCAAAGUCUAAAGAAUGUCAAACUUGCGGAGAAUAUAAACUCUUGAAUGGCACUUGGGCUGAUGUACAACUUAGGCGAUUGUACGAUUUACCGUAGAUCAGACUUUUACUAUAUUUUUUUGCUAUAUUAGACCAAAUUAUUUAAAUAUUGAGUGCAGAGUUACCACAGGCUCUAAUAAUCUCUGUUUCCGAAGUGAAUGCUAAUGCAUUCAAACAGACAUUUCCUUUUCAUAGAACUAUACAGCACAGAAGGAGGCCAUUCGGCCCAUUGUGUCUGUGCCGGCUCUUUGAAAAGAGCUAUCCAAUUCAAUCCCACUCCCCCGUUUUCUCCACAUAGCCCUGCAAACUUGUCCUCCCCAAAUAAUUACCCACAUUUUGUGGGAAUGUUCCAACAGAUUUCCUUCAUGGAAAUUUCCAGCUGUUCACAAAUGAGGAUCAAGUGUAAACCGAGCCCGAUCCAAUCUUGUUGGUACUAUGUAUUAUUAUGACCAUGUUAUUUAUUGUAAUGUAACAAUCUAACAUGAAAUGUUGAUUCACUUCUAAAAGGAUCUGUAUUGAUAAACAAAUAAAACUAGCUAAACCGAUGAUGGGAAAUGUAACAACAAUAAUAAAUUGGUCAUUUUCAAUCUA
Messenger RNA from Callorhinchus milii (elephant shark), 1361 nucleotides. It is a transcript of the gene pdrg1, whose product is annotated as p53 and DNA-damage regulated 1. Lineage: Eukaryota; Metazoa; Chordata; Chondrichthyes; Chimaeriformes; Callorhinchidae. Gene Ontology annotation, biological process: protein folding. Gene Ontology annotation, cellular component: prefoldin complex. The record is from RefSeq and is a predicted model, not a curated record.